GCUUCGCCUGUUUUACUUUGGUGUGGCUACUCUACUCGUAUUCUAUGCUGGUGCCAGAUUUAUGGUCGCGCAGCUCGCGCUAGCCAUGCUUGCUUGCGCCUGAACGCUGCUGUGUUGAGCUGUCAGUUUUUCGUUUCAUAUCAAUCUUUGGCUUGAAAUUGCUGGAAUCGCUAAUCAACGGCACAAUGAAGCUGCUUACGCAUAACAUGAUGACAUCAAAGUGCAUCAAGGGUGUCAAUACUGGUUUUCCCCUUGGCAUUGUGGCUAGCGAAACAAAAGUAAUAUCAGUGGAUUUUAAUCCGGAGUUCGUGUGUCGCAUGAUACCUAAGCUGGACUGGGAUGCCCUUUACCAAGCUGCCGAAAGCAUUGGCGUUGCUGCAGAUUUACCUAAAGCAUUAGUUCCAGAUUAUGAACAUAAUGAAGAGUUCUUGAAGCAAGUUCAUCACACACUCUUUGAGGUGGAGGUUGUUGCUGGAGAGCUUGUGUGCCCUGAAACAGGGAGGAAAUUCCCAAUAACAAAUGGUAUUCCAAAUAUGCUUUUGAAUGAAGAUGAAGUCUGAAAAAAAAAAAAAGGGUGAGGGGGGUUCUGUGAUAUUUUCUGCCAUCCCACUUGACCACUUUGUGUCAUUCAUUAGAAAGCAUCUCGAAUUUGUAAAUAAAAUGAAAGAUGACUGCA
This is a messenger RNA of Rhipicephalus sanguineus (brown dog tick), 676 nucleotides long. It is a transcript of the gene Trmt112, whose product is annotated as multifunctional methyltransferase subunit TRM112-like protein. The transcript has 4 exons. Gene Ontology annotation, biological process: rRNA (guanine-N7)-methylation; peptidyl-glutamine methylation; tRNA methylation. Lineage: Eukaryota; Metazoa; Arthropoda; Arachnida; Ixodida; Ixodidae. Gene Ontology annotation, molecular function: protein heterodimerization activity. Bases 186 to 560 code for a protein of 124 amino acids. The record is from RefSeq and is a predicted model, not a curated record.